GCCAAUAGACCAGACUGUCAGCCUCAGCUUGGGGAGGGAAUGUGGAGAAACCUCCGUGAGGAAAAUGCGCGCGAAGUGACGCGACACGCGCCGCUCUACAAGUGCUCUAAACGAUAUUCCAAGAACAGCGCGAGAACCGGGGCGCGAAACGGACUCGCCCUGUUGAGGGGACAAACAUGACUGUGGUGCCCGGGGAGAACCUCGAAGAGACUGUGGCAUUGGCAGCCCUGUCCCAAGAUGUUUACGACCCUGAACGGGCAGACCAGGAGUGCUGCGAGCGGGUGGUUAUCAACAUCUCCGGCUUGCGCUUCGAAACCCAACUAAAAACACUGGCGCAGUUCCCCGCCACCCUACUCGGUGACCCCAGGAAAAGAAUGCGCUUCUUCGACCCUCUGAGGAACGAGUACUUCUUCGACAGGAACCGACCGAGCUUUGAUGCCAUCCUCUACUACUAUCAGUCUGGGGGCAGGCUGAGGAGACCCGUCAAUGUUCCCGUGGACAUCUUCAUGGAGGAGAUCAAAUUCUACGAGUUAGGAGAAGAAGUCAUUGAGAAUUUUAGGGAGGACGAGGGGUUCAUCAAGGAGGAAGAGCGACCUUUGCCCGAAAACGAGUUUCAGAGACAGGUCUGGCUGCUGUUCGAGUACCCCGAGAGCUCUGGACCCGCGAGGGGCAUCGCAAUCGUCUCGGUGCUCGUCAUCUUGAUAUCAAUUGUCAUCUUUUGCUUGGAGACUUUACCUGAGUUUAGGGAGGAUGGGAAAAUGAACGAGGAGAGCCUCGCACUCAAUGGAACUGCCAGUUCAAAGAAGCCCAAUCCAUUCACAGACCCCUUCUUUAUUGUGGAGACCCUGUGUAUAAUCUGGUUCUCUUUUGAAUUGCUCGUGAGGUUCCUCGCGUGCCCAAGCAAGCCCGCCUUCUUUAAGAAUAUCAUGAACACGAUUGACAUCGUGGCUAUUAUCCCCUACUUCAUCACCUUGGGUCUGGAGUUGGCCGAGCAUCAGGGUAACGGCCAGCAGGCCAUGUCUCUGGCCAUCCUGAGGGUCAUUCGCUUGGUGCGGGUGUUCCGCAUAUUCAAGCUUUCCAGACACUCAAAAGGGCUUCAGAUCUUGGGCAAGACCCUGCAAGCGAGCAUGCGAGAGCUGGGUCUCCUCAUAUUCUUCCUUUUCAUUGGAGUUAUACUGUUCUCCAGCGCCGUGUAUUUCGCCGAGACGGACGACCCCGAAUCGGGGUUCAGCAGCAUCCCCGAUGCCUUCUGGUGGGCAGUGGUUUCCAUGACCACUGUGGGCUACGGGGACAUGUGCCCAGUCACCAUCGGUGGCAAAAUAGUGGGCUCUUUAUGUGCCAUCGCCGGUGUGCUCACCAUUGCGCUUCCAGUGCCCGUCAUCGUGUCCAAUUUCAAUUACUUCUACCACAGGGAGACCGAGCACGAGGAGCAGAUGGAGUACACGCACGUGACGUGUGGCCAGCAGCAGCCCUCGUUUGGUGAAUUUAAUACGAGUGACAGCAAACCGUCCCUUGCUAAAUCAGACUAUUUGGAUUCAGAGGAUGGAGAUUCGGUCAAGUACACCAACUGCAGCCCCCAUAAAGCACACACGGGGAGGCUUACUGAUGUAUGAAUGUAGAACGCCAACGAUUCUAAACCCAAAGAAGAGCACCUUUCUCCAUGAGUACAUCCUCAUCCCCUGUCAUAAUCUGAGGAACACUUUCAGUUGGAAACGACGACAGUGGAUUUAUACCGUGACGUGAUUUUCGAUUGUUUUCUAAACGGUCUUCCAUUGUUGUGAAUGUAGAGCAUCGAAGCGCGAGACGUAGGCGCGAAAAUAAAAAGAGAAUCAAAUAGAACGCGCAUUAUGUAUUAGAAAGCUCAAUUAAAUCGAUGUGUAGCACUUUAUUCGUUUAGCUGUAGCUCCGCGGAUUCGUGAUUCGUUAGUUCUCCACAAAUUCGUUGCCAGUGCGAUACAGUUUACAAAUGCGCUCAUUUGAAAGAAAUAGUAGGACCAAUAUAUGUACAUUUUUUGUUAUUUGUUUUCUAACGAGUACAGCUCAACUGCAAGGUCGUUUUGAGAGAGAGAGAAAAAGAGAAAAAAAGACUUGCCCCAGCUUAUUAAAAAAUGGCACUAUUAUUAUUAUUACCAUUUAAAAAGCUAGUUGUGUCUUGUGUAACGUUACAUUUGGAAAUUUGAGACACAUAUCUCAGAGCUGUAUUGAGGACGAUAGGUAGACUAGAAGAGCAAACCAGCUUUUGGUUUUUAAUUAGGAUCACACUGCGUUUUCAGGCUGUCAUCAUAUCAGUGGCUCUGCAAUAACAUUGAAAGGUUAUUAUGACAUCUUAAAAGUACUUGGUAACUUCCCUCGAACUAUGUAGAGCACUUCAGGGAUAGACUUACACUGAGAAGCAUCAUUACGCAUCAUUAUCAACAGACGCGUAGGGAAUGAAUGAAAAAAGGUUUGAUUUCAACAACGUGCGCUCAAAUCUGGACACUUAGGAGCUAUUCUUUAUACACUAGUGUUAUCUAGCGGGAAAAGGCACUAACUGCAGUCUUUAUGAUACUAAAUGUGUUUCCAUAGCAACUUUCCAGACGGUUCUGGAGACAUUGGGGUAUUAUUGCUCCCUUAAUUUAUUCACAGGAAAGAUGGCUUUGGGUGUUUUUAUUUUAAAACAAGGUACAUUAAUGAAUUCAGUUAAGUUGAAGAAGGAAAAGAAAAAACAAAAAACUCUCAGGUAGGCAGGUUUACAUUCUUAUUAGGCCUGGUUAAACCAAAAGAGCCCACAGAGGCUUAUCCAACAUAUUAAAUGUGAAUACAAAGUGUCAGUAUAACAGCGUAUAGCCCGCAUCCGUGAAAAUGGAGAUACGUCUAUAUUUCUGCACUGCAACAGCAUCAAAGGGGAUCAUGAAUUCAGCACAAACAGGGAUUCAUCAUGACGUCACUGUGAGGAAGUCUGUUGACUGGACUUGGAGAAUCAACUCAUGCAGGAUCAGUAAUGGACCGGAAAUGGAAUUGACUGCAUGUUUUUAAAACUCCCUGCUCCUUUUUUUUUCUCUCUCUCGGAUUUUCACAUUAACAAGAAGAGUUCAGACAGGAAGAGGUACCGUCAUGAAAAUGGACUUCCUGUCCUACAGAUCUGCACACACAUGCAGCACAGUAUCGUCAAGGACAAUAUGAAUCUUCACCUGACCAGCACUGCAUGGGACAAAACUAACUUCAUGUUUGCAUUUAAACAGCAUUCAUUUGUUCCUAUCAAAUAAAUGAUGUACAGUGCCUCGAAAGGAAUAUGACUGUCAAAUGUGGAAUCUAACCAUGAGGAGAUAAGAACAACGUGGUAAAUACAAAGAAGAUGCUUUGAAGCGCACUGAGGUAGAAACUAUUUACUUGAAAUCACAGAGUGCAGAGUACAUGCACAAACAAAUUGUGAGAUACAUCCUGAUGUUUAUCUGCCCCCGAAACAACAACAUGCUACUGGGACAGGUGUUUGUGAGUAUGCACAUGUGAAUAUGUGUCUUCAGAACCAGCAGUAUGUCACGUUUAAACAUUACGGAUCAUGUGCUAUACCUAAAAAUAUUAUGGCACGCAUGGAAAGUUGGGCAUGGAAUAAAUCUUGAUUACUAUGUUAAUUUAUUAUUAUUAAUCUUUUUUUUGGUCAACAAACUCAGUAGUCAUAUUAUGUGGGAACAACUAUAAAAGACAACAAAUUACUUGACUGUUGAGGUUAACACUGUUAAAUAUCUAUUUUUUUUGUUUUGUUAAAGUAUCAUAGCUUUUAUAUUAAAAAGGAAUCGGUUAAACUGGUGAAAGGUUAUUUUUCUAGCUUCUUUAAAGAUUUUGCUAAAUCGUUUGACAUUUUUUUCCACUGUUUAUUUUGCCUGCUGUGAAAAGGAAAUGUGUACACGUGUAGAAAUUCUGUCAUGAUUUCCUCCUCGAAUUGUUUAUGUGGUACAAACACUGAAAACAAAAAGGUUUCUGCAGGUUUGUGCCUUUAUAGUUUCAGGAUCUCCCAUCACUGAGAGCAUCUACCUCAUUGUCCCGAUUGGCUGUUUUACCGCGCAUUUACCUCACUGUGUUGCGUUACAUCAAACAGUUCAAAUGCCUUAUUUCUGGAAUCAGCUCAAGCUUAUAGUAUGUCACAUUUCCCCACAUUACUGUCGGCAGUAUUGGAUGUGUGUUGUCCUGGUCUUGUCCAUCCUGAAGUUGUGCAACCAUUCAACCUAAAAAGUCAAGAAGAAGAACAAUAAUGUGAAGCUGGCAAGUAAAAACUCAUCCAAACAUGCCCCACAAACCAAUUUAAAGUAUUUUCCCUGAUUCCCUGAGGUAUGUAGGCCUAUGAUGUUGAAAUCUAGACAUUUUAUUAGCUAGAAUAUGGGAAGUUGCAAUGUGAUAGGGUUUAUAUGCGAAUGAUGAUACUUGAGAAAUGAUUGUCUGGCGGUAAAUUUUUCUAGCUGAAAUGUUCAUAAACACAUUUUCCCUAUUUAAAUGAGUAAUUAUUUCCUGCAUGUUUGCAAGGACAUUUUGACGCCUGAAAUCUUGACUUUACAUAAACACUAUAUGAUUAUCUGCUUCAUGUCAAACUAAUGUUCUGCGCCUUAUAUAUUAUUUUGUUAUUUCCAUGAUUUCAUUUCAUUUACAAGUUAAAGACACAUGUAUCACCUUGUUCUCUGCAUCUAAACUGGACAUUGCUACUGGUUAACAAUACGACAGACUGAGCAGUAAGCAUUGAUUCAUUUUCAUGGAUAGUUUAUAGAGUCAUCACUCAUAGUUGUUCAUAAAGUUUCAUUUUUUAAUUCAAAGCAGGCUAAUUUGUUGUUUAAGCUAACAUGAGAACAGAUGCUAACACUGGAUCUGGCAGCUAGCAAACAUGAUUCUGUCAUAGCUGUGAGGUACUGUAUAACACUGGAUAAGAAAUUGUAAGAAAUUAAAAGGCUUUUUGAUUUUUUAAAUUGAUAAUGAACAUUAUUUCUUCAAAAAUUAGCUGUUGGACUCAUCAACUAAUAAAAAUGGUUUAAAUAGGAUAACAUGGACAUCAAUACGAUACAACAAUACAGUUACUUUGAAGUGAGCUCUUAUUUGAGGUAAAUUGAUUUAAUGUAAUUUGCUUUAGACUGCAAUAUGAUAAUCUUGUUGAAUAAAUAGUGUAUCAUAAAAAAGGCAUGCUGAUUUGCAACAGUUAGAAGAAAGGAAAAUGUUAAAAAUAUCACAAUUCUCCUCAAUAUUGUGGUUAUGGAUUCUGCUGGCAUUGAUAUUUUGACCGCUUUGAAGAGCAUCACAUAUUAAUACAGGCUGCACAUCAUGCCAUGAUUCUUCAAAUGUGGCGCGCCAUUCAUAAUGCUCCUACCAUUCCAUACACAUCCCUGAUAUCCACACAUGUGAUUUCUAUGCUAGAUAGUUCAUAGAUGUUCAAUCAUAUCUCUGCUGACGGUCAACUGCGUGUAUUCACACAUGACACUACACUGUUGCCUAAUAUGUGUGCAAAGCAAGAAGCGCAUUUCAUGUUCCUUUAAUGCCAACUUAUAAAUGAAGUGGUAUAUAUUCAAAGCAGGGAAAUAUAUUCUCAAACACUCCAUUACAUAAGCUGAUCAUGUAUUUAUGAAACCAUUGUGAGCAAUUAUAAAACAGGCGGUGUUGCACAGUUUAGUACCGUAUGUGUCUGUGGUUUGUUCGUAGUAAGCAAUAAUGCAUGAUAAAUUGUAUGAGUACAAUGACCGAAAUAUCACUGUUGCUUUGCACAUGAUGUUAAAUGGCUGUUCAUGUCAAUAUGUUUCUUUACUAGUGCCUUAUAUCAUGGAUCAUAUCACCAGACAACACGUCUGAAAUUGCUAUCCAUUCUAGAAUCUGUACAUUGAGAUUAUGAUGUCACUGAUUUCUUUUGUAAUAUGAAUGUAUUGCACUCAAAGUCUUCCUGGGAUUGUAAUAUUCUUCAUUUAUGCUCAUGUAACAUCCUGUGUUUCUAAACGAUUGAUGCCCAUGUUUCAACUUUUCAGCAAUGCCAGUAUAAAGUCUCUUUACAUCACCAUUUUGGCAUUUGUGCAACAGAAAAUAAUCCCUUAUUUCAUGAACUCACUCUUUUGCAGUUAAAUAAACAUUUGGGUUCGGUGCAAGUUAAACCCAGUUUACCGCACUUGUAGCGUAAUGUUGAUUACCACACACACAACUUUCUUCUGGGUUACAAUAAAGCACUUACAAUGGCAGUAAACAAUGCCUAUCCAUAGCUGUUAAAAUACUGUAUUUUCCGGACUAUAAGUCGCACUUUUUUUCAUAGUUUGGCUGGUCCUGCGACUUAUAGUCAGGUGCGACUUAUUUAUCAAAAUUAAUUUGACAUGAACCAAGAGAAAUGAACCAAGAGAAAACAUUACCGUCUCCAGCCGCCAGAGGGCGCUCUAUGCUGCUCAGUUCUCCUGUAGUCCACACUGAAGACAUAGAGCGCCCUCUCGAGGCUGUAGACGGUAAUGUUUUCUCUUGGUUAUAAAUAAAUGCGACUUAUACUCCAGUGCGACUUAUAGUCCGAAAAAUACGGUACAUAGUUUCAAUAGUACAGGCAUGAUUUUAGAGUAAAAAAGCUAAUUUGUAUAGUUAUAUUCAAUCCUGCACCUUAGUCGUCAUAACUAACUAGUGUAUGCUAGUGUAUAAAUUCAUAAUAUUUACAUUUUUGCUUUUAAAUCUUCCAAAAAUUGGCCCGAUUCACAUUCAUUUAAAAAUUCUAACGUUAGCCUAGAUCUUUUUUUUUUUUUCUGUGAUAAUAAAAAUGAUGCCACAAAUUCUGUUGAUAAAGGUUCACAUUUAUUGAAAGGACUAGUAUAAACCCACAUGGCAAUGAUCAGAUCUUGUUCAAUUCACCAAAAAAUUUGCGCCUGAUAAAAAAAACACUGUGCAACUUAACACUCGCAACUUAACAUAUUUUUUCUGUUUCUGCUGAAAGCAAGAAUGCUCCACAACACAAUGCAGUUCGCAACCAAUCAGAACAUAUUUGAUGUUUAUGUGAAAGCAGAAUAUUGAACCAAUGAGAGAUUUCACUGUGGGUGGGUCUACCCUACAUGAUGCAGAACAAAUUUUUAAAAAAUCAGAUAUAGUGAGUAUGAAAUGCCGCGUCUGGUUAGUACAUGAUGUUGAUGUCAGAUCGUCCACUUCUGUGUUUUCUCAUACUGCAUGUGUGUGCGUAUGGUGCAGCUGGUGUCCAUCUGAAGAGCCUUAGCACUUUGUUAACACUGUACACAGGUGUCUGAUGUGUCCAGUAUGAUGUGUAUGAGUAGUUCCCGUACUUACUAUUGUCUGAUGUUAUGUUCUUCCUGCUUCUGUAUUGAAACAUUAGCCAUUUGUCGUGUAAAAUACAUCAAUGACCUUAAGUGAGUUUGCUAAAAUGGAGGAGUCUGCUAAAAUGUCUAGUCUUCUUACCCAACAGGGUGAUGAAUUAAGUGUCUGGUUUAUGAUGUAAAUGUAUGGUAUACAGUCAUUUUAAUGUUGUUAUAGAGAGUAUGUUGUUUUCCUGAGGUAAUCUAUCUGUCUAACUGAAUAUAUAUAUUUGAAUCAUACAUUUACAGAAUGAAUGCAAUAAAUCUCUUUGAAUACUA
Molecule: messenger RNA, 7556 nt
Organism: Carassius gibelio (silver crucian carp)
Lineage: Eukaryota; Metazoa; Chordata; Actinopteri; Cypriniformes; Cyprinidae
Product: shaker-related potassium channel tsha2
Exons: 2
Coding region: 177-1613 (478 amino acids)
Biological process (GO): protein homooligomerization; potassium ion transmembrane transport
Cellular component (GO): membrane; voltage-gated potassium channel complex
Molecular function (GO): protein binding; delayed rectifier potassium channel activity
Source: RefSeq, a predicted model, not a curated record